CGUUAACCAAACCGAUAUUCCUGAACCAUUGCCCACCAUGCCCGGCUCUCUUUCGCUUUUCUCCGUCAAUGCCGUCCUUCUCAUGUCGGCCGACGAUGGCUCUCGCAUCUUCGCCAAGUACUACUCCCCUCCUCACCCCCCGGCCGGUGCUGCCCCCAACUCGACCGAUUACCCCGGAGCGAACCCCUACCCUACCGUGAAAGAGCAGAAGGCAUUCGAACAAGGCCUCCUCGAAAAGACCAACAAGCAGACCAGCGAUGUGAUUCUCUACGACAACCGGAUAGUCGUCUUCAAGAUGGAGAGCGAUGUGAUGCUCUAUGUGGUCGGAAGUGCCGACGAGAACGAAGUGCUCUUGUACAACGUGGUUCUGUCGCUAAGAGAUGCUUUGGGAAUUCUGUUCAAGGGCGCAACCGACAAGCGCACAAUCGUCGAGAACUACGACCUGGUCGCCCUGGCCAUCGAUGAGAUUAUCGACGAUGGAAUCAUUCUGGAAACCGAUCCAGUGCUGAUCGCCUCCCGCGUCAGCCGCGCUCCUGCUCCGGAUGCACCGAACUUGAAGAGCAUCGACCUGUCCGAACAAGGUCUGAUGAAUGCCUGGGAGCUUGGAAAGCGGCGUCUGGCGGAGGGGUUGCGGCAGAUGUAAUUUGACGUUGAUGAUUCUGCAAUUCUCUAUUUGAUGCAUCCUGAUGUGCUUUCAUCUUUAUUCUCUUCAUGUCAUGUCUUUCUGUUAUCUAAUCUGGCUGGUCCUGGCGUGGUAUUUGUGCGCAUUGCUUGCUCAUUGUGGAAAUCAUGUCCAUUCUUAACAUUCU
Molecule: messenger RNA, 809 nt
Organism: Aspergillus costaricaensis CBS 115574
Lineage: Eukaryota; Fungi; Ascomycota; Eurotiomycetes; Eurotiales; Aspergillaceae
Product: coatomer subunit zeta
Exons: 2
Coding region: 38-643 (201 amino acids)
Biological process (GO): intra-Golgi vesicle-mediated transport; intracellular protein transport; retrograde vesicle-mediated transport, Golgi to endoplasmic reticulum
Cellular component (GO): COPI vesicle coat
Source: RefSeq, a predicted model, not a curated record